Messenger RNA from Naumovozyma castellii, 261 nucleotides. It is a transcript of the gene OST5, whose product is annotated as dolichyl-diphosphooligosaccharide--protein glycotransferase subunit. The record is from RefSeq and is a predicted model, not a curated record. NCBI's taxonomy places the organism in Eukaryota, Fungi, Ascomycota, Saccharomycetes, Saccharomycetales, Saccharomycetaceae. The transcript is spliced from 2 exons. The coding region runs from base 1 to 261 and encodes 86 amino acids.
AUGUCCUACGAACAAGUAUUUAGAGAAUAUAACACAGCAACUGCAUUCACUCCAACACUGCCAUUGGAAGUUCAACCAAGAUAUGCAGUACUUGCUUCCAUAGUGGCUUUAUUGUGUAUAUCUGGAGCAUUCGCUCUAGCUUCUUCAAAGAAGAAUAUGGUUAUCAAGUUUUUGGAAUAUCUUAUCCUUAGUGUAUUUGGAAGUCUAUUUUUUGGCAUAGCUGCUGUGCUAUCCUCUAAUUCAUUUGGUGUUUACGUUUAA